UCUUCCUUCCCGCGGAGGUGGUCUCGGCUCCCGUGCUGAGAUGACCCCUCCGCCCCCCUCGCGCCCGCACCGCCAUGGACGCCCCCUCUAACUCCUCCUCCUCCUCCUGUUCCACCGCUGCUGUCCUCCCGGCCGACGGGCAGGAUGACCGGGCUGCGGUUCGGCCCACUCAGGACUCUCCUGCCUCUCCAGCCACCAAAGAACCCCCCCUCUCGGACCCGUCCUUCUCUGCCUCCACCUCUCCUGAUGAAAGCGUCUGGCCCAGCUCUGGUUCCCAGGCAGUUCCCAGCCCCACAAAACUCCCGGCAGCCAUCUUAUCUGCGCCGCAACGGCAAGCCGACUUUGGCCUAGCGAUACCAAACCCGUCCCCCUUCCCUCAGCCAACAUGCCCUGGAGAAGAUGGGAAUAAAGAAGCAGCAGCAGAUGAUGAUGAUGAGGGAGAGGAUGGUGGAACUGAGGCCCAGCUCUUCUUCUCUGCCAAAGGCUCGGCCUAUCUCCUCAGCGGUGGCCACGUUCUCUUACCAAAGGGCUCCCCUAGCACCACAGCUCCCCCGGUGUCUAUCCUCCACGUCCAGCGCGGUGGAGGCCCUAACCAAGGCUUUACGUCUACUGACCAAAUGUCCCAGAAUACCUCAGCGCCAGCCGAAUGGACCCCUCAUGGCGCCUUCUACACUUACCAACUGGCUGGGCCCCCCGCUCGAACCACGUCUGCCAAAAACGUUCCCACCAAACCCAAAGAUGCCCCCACCACCCACGCGGAGGAUGAGGAAAACCCCAAAGGGGAAGCCAACCUUGGCCAAGAAGAGGAGCUACUACGGCCACCCAUUUGGCUGUGCCUAACAUGCCGCCUUUCUUUCCACCGGGGCCGUUCCUUGGCAUCCCAUGUUCAUGUGGCCCAUGGGGUGCAGCUGAGCACCAACCAAUGCCAGACCCUGUCUAGAGGGGCUUCUGCCGUGUUCCAGGGCACCACACUUGGCUUCCUAGAACCAAAUAACCCCACCACUGAGGCAGACCUCAAUGCCAGAAUGUGUAGCAGAUGGGUGAAUGUAUCAGAAGAGGAGGAGGAGGAAGAGGAGAAGAAAGAAAGCUCAGAAGAACAACGCGAGCCACCCGAUGCCAAAGAUUCAAGGGUCGGCGGUGCGCACUGGGCAAAGGGGGGGCUGGAGGAUAAACCAGAGAAUGAAAAGGAGGAGGAGGAAGAGAAAGAGGAGGCUGAAGAAAAGGAAGAGGAGGGUCUCCCAGACCAAAGCUCACAUGGCCAAAGCCCAUUCAUGAGUGCUAACACCCCCCUCUCGGAGACACCGCAGGCAAAGGUCGAUAAUGACGUUAACGUUGGGUUGGCCAAGGAAGACAUCAACAUGGAGUUGGUCAAUAAAGCUGCCGGCUUGACCAAUGAAGUUGUCAGCGUGGGACUGGUUCAUGACAGCGCUCAAGCGGAGUUAGCUGGCAAACCCGACAAUGCUGGAUUAGCCACCAAAGGGAACAGCGAUGACCUAACCCAUACCACUGACGUCAGCAACGCUGGACUGGCUCACGACGCCGGCCCCGCUGAGUUGGCCCACAGCGUCAGGAACAUGGGGAUCGCCAAUGACAUGGCCAGCGUCGGGUUCGAGCUGAACAGCAGCCACAACGGAUCGGCCCCGCUCGGCUUUGGGGAAGAAUUUACCGCGAUGGCCUACUCCGGCUUGAGUUUAUCCGGCCACAUGUCCUUGCUGCAUUCGCGCAACUCCUGCAAGACUCUGAAGUGUCCCAAGUGCAACUGGCAUUACAAGUACCAGCAGACUCUGGACGUGCACAUGAAGGAGAAGCACCCCGAGAACAACAGCCACUGCGCUUACUGCAGCACCGGGGGGGCCCACCCCCGCCUGGCCAGGGGCGAAAGCUACAACUGCGGCUACAAGCCUUACCGUUGCGAGGCAUGCAAUUAUUCCACCACCACCAAGGGCAACCUCAGCAUCCACAUGCAGUCCGACAAGCACCUGGCCAACCUGCAGGGCUACCAGGCCACAGGGGGCAAUGGGGCCCCUUCGGUGGUCCCUGCCGCGGCUCCCACCCCAUCCUCUCCCGAGGAGAAGGAGUCGAAGGGCAAGUCCUCCUGGCAGUGCAAGGUCUGCAGCUACGAGACCAACAUCUCUCGCAAUCUCCGGAUCCACAUGACGUCCGAGAAGCACAUGCAGAACAUGCUGCUGCUCCAUCAAGGGCUGCCCUUGGCCCUGCCUGGGCUGCUGGGGCAACCCCAACCUUCGCCAGGAGGCAAGCCACAGCAGGAGCUCUUCCAGUUCUAUGGGGCCCAGGCCCUCAGCCACUCCCAUCACCCGCACCCCCACCACGCUCAUGCCGGGGCCAGCCCGGCCCUGCGGGGGGACAAGCCCAUGGAGCAAGCUCAACUCUUACUUAACGGAGGCUUCCCGCAUCUCAAUAACCCCGGCAGGAAGAUGGCCGCCUUGGGGUCAGCCCCUGCGUCGCUCUCUCCGGAGCCUGCCCCGCCUUCCCCACUGCCGCCCCACUCUGGAUCAGACCUGGGGGCGCCCCAGAGGUUGUUUGGCUGCUUGGUGUGCCAGGCGUUCAGCACCGACAGCCUGGAAGCUCUCCUGCGCCACGCAUCUGCGCCACGCUCGUUGCCCGAGGGAGAAUGGAAGGAGGUGUCGGGGGACUUGCAUCGAUGCAGACUGUGCGCUUACGGCACCCAGCUGAAGGCCAACUUCCAACUGCAUCUCAAGACCGACAAGCACGCCCUGAAGUACCAACUGGCGGCCCACUUGCGCGAAGGAGGUAACAGCGGAGCCCACCUGGGACCGGAGCUGCCCCUGGGCCCACCCCUUCACCUGCACUGCAACCUCUGCGAAUAUGAGACCAACAGCAAGGAAAAGAUGCGCCUGCAUGUAGCUGGGGGCAGCCACCAGGAAGCACUGCAAGGUUACAAGUUCCUCCUAGAACUGGAGGCCACGUUGGCACCACCACCGGGACCCGAUCCCGCCCAGUUCCGCUGCCUCCUCUGCAACACCGACACGCCCAACCGCCUGCUGAUGAUCCAGCACCUGCGCUCCCCCCAGCACCGAUGCCCACGGCCAAUGGCGCCUCCAGCUUCUGCAGAACGGGGAAGCACCUGCAGCCACCCCCACCUUUUCACUUCUCGUUUGACUCCCGCCUCACCUCUAGGGAAGGAAACGGUGACCGAAGUCCAGUCCCCAGAGAAAGAAGCGCUGAAUAAAACCCAGAUGCCUGGUUCCGAUGAGACUGAAGCAAAAGCUGGAGGUGUGGGCAAUAUUACAGUGUUCUGCUGCCCGUACUGCAACUUUGUCGACCCGUCAGCCGAAGGGGUGCGGGCUCACACAGUCUCCCAGCAUGCCGUGCAGCCCAAGUUUCGCUGCCCUCUGUGCCAGGAGCAGCUGGUGGGCCGGACCAACCUCCACUUCCACCUUAGCCACAUUCACAACGUGGUGCCCGAAUGUGUGGAGAAGCUUUUGCUUGUGGCCACCACUGUGGAAAUGACCUUCGCCACCAAAGUUGUACCAAGCCCCAGCCUCCCUCCUGACCCACCAAAGCCAGAUGGGACACCCAGCCCAGAGCAAGGGGGUGCAAAUGAACCCCAAAGCCCCCUUGUCGUACCACCCACUGGGGAAAAAGCUCCUUCGGCUCCGGCGCUGCGCCCCGAAACGCCCCCCACUGCUGCUCCCUCCCCAGCAGCACCCGCAGACCCUCCGGAAAAGCCGCCGCCCACCUCUUCAACCCCUCCCCCACCCGCCGCGCCCGAACCUGAAGAGGAGGACCCUCCUCGUCUGAACGCCCUGCCCGAGGAGCAGCCACUGCCGCCGUCACAGGCCCCGACGGAGCCUCCAGAGGCCUUGCCGCCCGCCCAGCCCAGCCUGGAUCCCCGGCACCCACUGUCCUACCGCAAGGCGACCAAUUUCGCCUUGGACAAAUUCCUGGACCCCGGCCGCCCGUACAAAUGCACGGUGUGCAAGGAGUCCUUCACCCAGAAGAACAUCCUCUUGGUGCACUACAAUUCUGUCUCCCACCUGCACAAGAUGAAGAAGGCCUCGGCUGACCCCUCAGCAUCCUCCCGAGGCGAGCCGGGCACCCCGGGGGCUCUCCAGCCGUCCUCGGACAAGCCUUACAAAUGUACCACCUGCCGGGUUUCCUACAACCAGAGUUCCACACUAGAGAUCCACAUGCGGUCAGUCCUGCAUCAGACUCGCUCCCGCGUCGCUAAGAUGGAAGCUGUGGGGAAAGCGGAGACGGCGUCAGCCGAAGCAGAGGCCCCCGGCGAGACACCGCCAGAAACGGAGACACCCAAGCUCUUAGAGACCGGCUGCAUGCCGGUGCCGGCUCUCCCAUUUCUGGCACCGCCCACGGCAGAACUGCAGCGUUUCCCCACGCCCAUAUUCACCCCACCGCUGCUGCCGCCCUUCCCUUUGGUUCCGGAGUCCCUGAUAAAACUGCAGCAGCAACAGCAGCAGCUCCUGCUCCCCUUUUAUUUACACGACCUCAAAGUGGCCCCCAAAUUGGCUCUGGCAGCACCAGCCCUUGCCCUACCCACCACUCCGCCUGUGCUGUUGCCCCCUCCCCCAGCCAAGGAAGAGCAGGCCCCUGUACUGGGCAAUUCCAAACCGGAGCAGGUAGAAGAGGAGGCCGCAGAGGAGGCAGAGGGGGCUCAGCCGGGGAGCGAGGCGUCCCGCACGGCAGCCAAGGCCCUGCUGGAGAACUUUGGUUUUGAGCUCGUGAUCCAGUACAAUGAAGGCAAGCAACCUGUGGUGGCGGCAGCGGCUCCAGCUGUCCCCCCUCGGCCCCCAGCGGGCAAGCUGCAGUGCGGCGCAUGUGGCAAACAGUUCUCCAACAUGCUCAUCCUGAAAACCCACGAGGAGCACGUCCACCGGCGCUUCCUGCCUUUCGAGGCGCUCAAUCGUUAUGCCGCACAGUUCCGGAAGAGUUACGACAGCAUGUAUCCACCCCCGCCACUCCCUGUUGAGACCACCACCACGGUUGCUGCUCCCACGACCACUGUUGCUGCUGCUGCCACCACCGCCACCACAGAGACCUCAACUGUUUCUGUCCCACCAGCCUCCAUACCUCUGGAUAUCCCGUCCCUCUGCCCUCCUUUUUUAAUGCAACCCAUGCCAGUGGUGGUUCCGCCACCCGAUGGCGAGACUCCUCGGGUGUCUCCCGAACGCUUGAAAUCUCUGUGGUUUCGUGGCGAGGAUGAGGAAGGCGGCAAUUUGUCUCUGGGUCCUGACGCUCCUCGGGGCGGCUUCCACAAUACGCGGCGCUUCUCCCGCACUAAAUUCACGGACUUCCAGUCUCAGGCUCUGCAGUCCUUCUUUGAGUCCAGCGCUUAUCCCAAAGACGGCGAGGUCGAGCGUCUGUCGGUGCUCUUGGGCUUGCCGAACAGAGUCAUUGUGGUUUGGUUCCAGAACGCCCGUCAGAAGGCCCGCAAGUGCGGAAGUGAAGCUGGGGUGAGUAGUGGAAGCGCCGGGACGCAGCCUGCCUGCAAGAAGUGCCGGACGUCCUUCCGCUGCAUCUUUGAACUGAUACGCCACCUCAAGAAGUGUUACAACGACCAGCCUGAGGAAGGGGAAGCGGACGGUGCUGAGGAAGACAAUGAAGCUCACGAGGAAGAAGAACUGGAGGAAGAAGAGGAAGAGGAGCAACAACCCCAGGAGCCUUCAGCAACUGAUGGAGAGGCUAAGACAGAUGGAGCUGGAGACAAACUCCCAGAGGAAGAGCUGCCGCCUCCAGAAGCCCUGCCAGAAAGCUCAUCCAGUCAUCCCUGUGACCAGUGCCCAGCCACGUUCUCUAGCACUGACCUCCUCAAUGCUCACCAUGUUAGUCACAUGCCAGCAGCUGGUCCUCCACCAGCCACCAUAGGACCUCCCCAACAACUCCUGGACUUGCCCCCCUUGGCAUUUGGCGAGCGCAACAUCCAGCCUGAUCCCUCCCGUGCACAGAAGCGGAAACACGAGGACGGGAGCUUGUCACCCACUGGCAGCGAAUGCGCUAGCAUGGUGGGAGGGGAUAACGAGCCUCCGCGGGACAAGCGCCUGCGCACCACCAUUUUGCCCGAGCAGCUGGAGAUUCUGUAUCGCUGGUACAUGCAGGACUCCAACCCGACCCGGAAGAUGCUCGACUGCAUCUCGGAAGAAGUGGGGCUUAAAAAGAGGGUUGUCCAGGUGUGGUUCCAGAACACGAGAGCCCGAGAGAGGAAGGGCCAGUUCCGCUGCAAUGCCAGCACCACCGUCCCAACCACCAAGCCUUCGACGGUGCUCCCUACCACCUUCCCGAAGUUCAACCCUCCGCUGCGAGACCCGCCUAUCCUUUAUGGAGCUGCCUUCACCCCCAGCCUCCCUGUGGUUCCUGUCCAGCCACCUCCAAGCAAGCCAGAUGUUCCUGUGGAUUCACAAGCACAGGACGAAGCCGCUGAGGAAGAGGUGCCCAAGGAAAACGAAGACAGAAGCUUGUCAGGAGGGGAGUUGAGCGAUUCGUCGUCCUCGUCGUGUUCUCUGGCCGAUCUGGAUUCCCCAGGCAGCCAACAGAGUCGGGCGAUGGAGGGCGGUUCCGGAGGCCUCCAUGACUCCCUGGGUCAGCGUCGGUACCGCACUCAGAUGUCCAGUCUUCAGCUCAAAAUCAUGAAGGCUUGUUACGAGGCCUACCGAACUCCCACCAUGCAAGAGUGCGAGGUGCUGGGUGAGGAAAUUGGCCUGCCCAAGCGGGUGAUUCAGGUGUGGUUUCAGAAUGCCAGGGCCAAAGAGAAAAAGGCCAAGGCAGCCUCGGGCAGCACCAGCGGCGGUGACGAAGGGCCCCCCAGCGCACACGCUCAGUCAGAAUGUUCCUACUGCGAAGUCAAGUACGAUUUCUACGUGUCCUGCCGUGGGCACCUCUUUUCUCGAGGCCACCUAGCCCGACUUAAAGAGGCCAUCAAGGCCCAGCUCAAGAGUGAAAGCAAGUGCUAUGAGCUGAUGCCGGACAAAGGGACGCCGUCCCCAACCAGGCUGGGCGCUUCUGUGCCCCCCACCACCGUGCCACCGUCCCUUGGGAGUAUGGCCUCUUUUGUACCAGGCCCUUCCUCUUCUUCCUCUGGUGUUCUGAGCUCUCCGUUGGCCUCAACCCAGCCAGGUCCGCCCUUACCUCAGCGCCUCACACCAGAACCGGCCCAGCUCGGUGCCUCGACAGAGCCUGCUCCUGCUCCAGAGACCUCUCCGACCGACAGUCAUGUGGACCCGACUUCAAGUUCAGCCCCGGAACCCUCCUUGUCCUCUGCUGCCACGCUGAAGAACCUCAAGACGUUGAAGGCCACGGUCCCGGCCCUGCUGGGCGGCCAGUUCCUGCCCUUCCCAUUGCCGGCAGCGACUGCAGCGGCCCCCUCACUCUUUGGAGCCCAGCUGCCCGGGGCCUACUUCCAGCAGCUUUACGGCAUGAAAAAGGGGCUCUUCCCCAUGAACCCCGUCAUACCUCAGACACUCAUGGGGCUGCUGCCAAACCCCUUGCUCCCGACGCCCACGCCCGAGCCGCCCGUCGAGGUGUCCGAGGCCCCUGGCAUCUCUACGGUUGACGUGACUCACCAGUAUCUUUGCCGCCAAUGCAAGGCAGCCUUCGAAAGCGAGGCGGCGGCCGUGGCCCACCAGGCCGCUUUCUGCUACUUCGGGCGCCAGCCGCCGGCAGCCCCGCCCCCACUGCGCGUGCCCGUGUGCACCUACCACUGCCUGGCCUGCGAGGUGCUCAUGAGUGGGCGUGAGGCGCUGGGGGCUCACCUGCGCUCCAGCGCUCACCGGCGCAAGGCCGGAUCCAACGCAGCAACCGCAUCGGUGUUUGCCAAAGAGGAAUCCAAAUUACCUCACUCGGACUCCAACCCAAAAAGUAACGCUACCUCUACGACACUUCUAGCUUUAUAGAGACGGAUGUCACACUGCCACCCAUUGAGAGAGAAUGACUAACCAACCAGCCAGCAGAGGGAUGGGCACCCACUUGGGUGUCCCCUCUGCCCAAUACCCAAGAACCAUCCCCCAACACACAACCCAGCCUCGACCCUUUCUUAUGGCCAGCAAGGAAAAAUGACCAAUAAGUUUGAGAGACAGCCGCUUGCCACAGGUCCAAAGCCACGUCCACUGCC
This is a messenger RNA of Euleptes europaea (tarantolino), 8104 nucleotides long. RefSeq names its product zinc finger homeobox 2 (gene ZFHX2). Lineage: Eukaryota; Metazoa; Chordata; Lepidosauria; Squamata; Sphaerodactylidae. Gene Ontology annotation, molecular function: DNA-binding transcription factor activity, RNA polymerase II-specific; zinc ion binding; RNA polymerase II cis-regulatory region sequence-specific DNA binding. The record is from RefSeq and is a predicted model, not a curated record. Gene Ontology annotation, cellular component: nucleus. Gene Ontology annotation, biological process: regulation of neuron differentiation; regulation of transcription by RNA polymerase II; brain development.